Messenger RNA from Micropterus dolomieu (smallmouth bass), 2749 nucleotides. Its product is annotated as cytochrome P450 1B1-like. The record is from RefSeq and is a predicted model, not a curated record. The coding region runs from base 266 to 1840 and encodes 524 amino acids. Lineage: Eukaryota; Metazoa; Chordata; Actinopteri; Centrarchiformes; Centrarchidae. The transcript has a single exon. Gene Ontology annotation, molecular function: iron ion binding; heme binding; monooxygenase activity.
GACGUGCUGCACCACUGCUAACCACUCAACCUGACCGAGCCCUUCUCACCAGCUUCCGUGAAGGAGGGGUGAGACAGCAUGUGAGUGCUGCUUGAAGUCAUGGCUGCUGGCAGAUUAUAAUAUGAACGAAAAAAAAAUAAAGAUUUUAUAUUUUAAUGUAUUUCAGACUUAAAAAGAGAGACUACAUGAAAUGGUUUCUUCUUUUUAGUGAAAAUUGACUAUUUAUUGGACGCAGUGAGCGAUAGACAAACUACAGGAUAACACAAUGGCUCAAAUGGACGCAGAGUUUGGUGUGAAAGGCAGCAGCAUCAUCAGGGAGUGGAGUGGACAGGUCCAGCCUGCUCUGGUCGCCUCCUUUGUUUUCCUCUUCUGCCUGGAAGCCUGUCUGUGGGUGAGGAAUCUCAGGCUAAAGAGAAGACUGCCAGGACCCUUCGCCUGGCCCGUGGUGGGCAACGCCAUGCAGCUGGGCCAGAUGCCUCACAUCACCUUCGCCAGGCUCGCCCAAAAAUAUGGCAACGUGUACCAGAUAAGGCUGGGCUGCAGCGAUGUUGUGGUUCUGAAUGGAGAUAAGGUUAUCCGUCAGGCUCUGAUACAGCACAGCACUGAGUUUGCAGGCAGACCAAACUUUGUCUCUUUUCAGGCUGUCUCAGGGGGGAAAAGUAUGACUUUCACAAGUUACAGCAAACAGUGGAAGAUGCACAGGAAAAUUGCUCAGUCAACGAUCAGAGCAUUCUCAUCAGCCAACAGCCAGACCAAAAAAGCCUUUGAGCAGCAAAUUGUGGCUGAAGCCACAGAGCUAGUUGAGAUUUUCCUUAAACUCAGUGCUCAGGCCCAGCAUUUCAACCCGGCUCAUGAGCUGACAGUAGCUGCUGCUAAUGUGAUUUGUGCCUUGUGCUUUGGAAAACGCUAUGGACGUGAUGAUGUUGAGUUUAGAGCCUUGUUACAGAGGUCAGAUGAGUUUGGACAGACAGUAGGGGCUGGCAGCUUGGUAGAUGUGAUGCCAUGGCUUCAGUCCUUCCCUAACCCAGUCCGCAGUAUGUUCAAAAACUUCAAAUACCUAAAUCAAGAGUUCUUUGGAUUUGUCCACAACAAGGUGGAGAAGCACAGAGAGACAUAUGAUCCAGAGGUAACAAGGGAUAUGAGUGAUGCCUUUAUUAGUGUGAUUGACAAGGCUGACAGUGACAACGGACUCACCAAAGGCCACACAGAGGGGACGGUGUCAGAUCUGAUAGGUGCAGGCCUGGAUACGGUCUCCACGGCUCUUAAAUGGAUUCUCCUUCUGGUGGCGAAACACCCUGAAAUUCAAACCAAACUCCAUGCGCUCAUUGAUAAGGUCGUGGGGCGAAACAGGUUACCAUCUGUUGAGGACAGAAGCAGCCUGGCAUACCUGGACGCCUUCAUCUAUGAGACCAUGCGCUUCACCAGCUUCGUCCCCGUCACCAUCCCACACUCCACAACCUCAGAUGUCACUAUCGAAGGUCUCCUCAUCCCCAAAGACACGGUGGUCUUCAUCAAUCAGUGGUCUGUCAACCAUGACCCUCUGAAGUGGAAAGAUCCACAUAUCUUUGACCCUUCGCGCUUCCUGGAUGAAAAGGGCUCCCUGGACAAGGAUCUCACCAACAACGUUAUGAUCUUCUCAGCAGGGAAGAGAAGAUGCAUUGGGGACCAGAUUGCCAAAGUCGAGAUAUUUUUGUUCUUUUCAAUUCUACUCCACCAGUGUAGCUUUGAGAAAUGUGCUAAGGAGGACCUGUCUUUAAACUGCUCCUAUGGUUUAACACUGAAACCUUUAGAUUACAAGAUCACUGCCAAACUCAGGGGAGAAUUACUUACAGGACAAUAAAUAAACGUGACAAUGAGUUCUCCACUUAAAAGAGUAGCAAUGCAAGAUAAGGUAUGUGUUCUAAAAUAAAUAUCCAUGCAUAUGUAUGUUUCACUGAGGAGUUUUAUGUAAUAACCUUAUAUUUAUCCACAAAAACGCAAAUGAUAAGCUUUCUGACUUCUGUAGACAUUUAUUUUUUUUGUGACUAAAGACAGUACUGUACUGUUAUUUCACACAGUUACCCCAAACAUUUCUGCCAGUAUAUGUAUUAAAAGUAAGCACCCUGUACAUGGCAUUAGUAAGCAUGUGAGUCAAAUCUGAACUCAACAGCAGUCUUGCUCCUCAAACUGUGAGUGACUGAGAAAACCUAAAUAUAUCUGUACUGGCUGUGCUACAUCAUGUAAGAAAUAGAAAAAAAUGAAAUGAAACUUUGAUGUUUCCUCCAAACCACAGUUCAUUGUUAUAUAUAUGAGGGUAUUUAGUGGAGUUACCCUAAAUUGCAAUAUAAACCGGUGGUGAUGAAUAAACUUCGCUUUAAGCAUUUUGUUUUUUUCGCUGAUGAGCGGGGGAAAACAUGUGCCAGCUGUGGUCUCAACUGAAUCCUCUGAACAAUUAUUCACCCAGACACUCGUUUAUCUUCGUAUGUAUUGAACUUUGUCACGUCUGAGCUUAAUGCAAAUAUAGUGUGCAAGUCAUCAACAUUCAUGUACUCUUAAAUCUCUAUCUUUACUGUUGUAUUCUGAUAAUAACUCACGUCACAUGUGACAUAUGUCUAAAAGCCACUAAUUGAGGAGCUGGUUAUACUGUCUUCUUCCCUUAGUACCUUACUGUCUGAAUAAUAAGCUAUAUAACAGCUAAAUAAUGUUUUAAUUAUAAGCAUGGCCAAGUGUGAUAUUGUAUGUACAAUAAACAUUAUGUAUUGAUUUCUAA